GCGGUGUUUUGGCAGGACUGAUUGCAUAUGAUGUUGUAGACUGGUACGGGAUCGGGAGUUCCGUCGAUAAACACGGUUUUUACGGAGUUUAAUCAAAAGAAGUCGCAACAUAUUACGUCUGAAGUGGAGCGCGCGACUUGGUAGUGUCGUCACAACCGAGAAGGGCCGUCGCGAUUGCCUGAACACAGGGGAAACGACGGUAGUAUGGAUUGACAAAUCGUCCGUUCGAGCCACAAAAAAAAGUAAAAAAUGUCAAGCUGAAGUUUGUCAUGUCUUUGAAUUUCGACUAAAACUUUACAAGAAUCGCAUUCGAGUAUGGUUUCAGUUGUAGCGACUCAGCUGGACUUCGGCCAGUCGCUGCGGUAUGAUUUCUGGCAUCGCGAUACGCCCGAGCGGGUGCAGCUUACGUGCUUGCUGCCCAACGGAAUCGUUGUUGACUUGCCGAGUGUCCCCAACGCGACCAUAAAAGAAAUAAAAGAGGAACUAUGGAAUGUGGCGGGCCAGCUGCCGUUCAGCAGACUACUGGGCGAAAAAGAAAGGUAUACGAUAACUGUAAUCUCGCAGUUUGCACAAUUCGACGAAGACAUCGACGAAUCCAAACGCCUUUGUGAUGUUCAGCCUUAUUUUUGUAUGAUACAAGUGGCGGAGAAGCGCGAGCUGACUGAAGCGCUCUCCGACUACAAAAUCUGUAAAGAUAUCGGCAACUUGAUUGGCAAGUCCCUGGAAGACUACCAGACCCUGAAGAAUGAGGAAGUAGAGGACUUUCGCCACAAAAUGGCGAGACUGGGCGAGGAGACCUCUUACAUGCGGAGCAAAAUGAAUUUGCUGGAUAAGCUACUGUAUCACUAUCCCUUGCGACUAGCCAAGUCACCCCAGAUGCCGGACAUUAUUAGGGUGCGGCUUCAGAACGAUGGCUUCUUUGUCGCUGUGAAGCUAGAAAACGAGACUUCGUUCGGGAUGAUGGUGAAGUUCGAGUACACGCCAGAGGAACUCAAGGAAAUCACGUUCCAGAAGAUGAACCGCACGAAUAUGGCGGCCGACAAGCUGCGGACAAAGGACUACAUACUGAAAGUAUCUGGGCGGGAUGAAUACCUUUUCGGCAACUACCCUCUCUGUCAAUUCACCUUUAUCCAGGAAACUGUCUCACGAGAUCUCGUCCCGGUACUAGUAAUGAAACUCAUUCAGACCCUGGAUAUCCCGAAUUCGGCGGUCAAAGAAAAAUACAAGUUUCCCCCGCCAAGCUCAGCGAUCACCACAAACUACAUAUCAUCGUGGGAUAUUCCGGACAAAUUUCAGAUUCGCCUGAGCUCAAUUGAGAAACUGAACUGUGAUGUGACCCGAACGGAUGGCAUCGUAGUCCACUUGGGCUUAUAUCAUGGCGAUCAAUCGCUUUGCGCUCCAAUAAAAACUAAAGAAAUAUCAAUCAAUUCUUCAAAGUCGGUGGAAUUCAAUGAGGAUUUAGUGUUUGACAUUAAAGUUGAGAGUAUACCGCGGAUGGCCCGGCUUUGCUUGGUUGUCUACGAAAUCACAAAGUCAACGAAGACAAGUGGGACGAAAGCGCGCCGAGUUAAAGACAGCAAAGAAUUGUAUAUGAAUCCACUAGUAUGGGUCAAUACAACAAUAUUCGACUACAAAAACCGACUGAAGAGUGGAAACAUUACACUGUAUACAUGGACUUACGCCGAAGACAUCCAAUCGGACGAAUUGUUGCAUUUCUUGGGUACCAUCGAAUCGAAUCCAAGAACGGACGAAUGUGCCGUAAUGAAUUUAACAUUCCACAAUUAUGGAGUAGACAAGACCAUAAUGUACCCAUCAAAGGAAACGGUUCUACAUUAUGCGGAGAAUCAUGUCAGCAAGAAGUGUCUGAAUCGCGACAGUGCUCAGGACACGAGAACUAUAACAGAGAUAUUGGCGCCGUUUCUAAGUAAUGACCGGAUGCAUGAGGUGCACGACCAAGAGAGAAAUGCAGUGUGGGCGAAAAGGUUGGAUUGCUUAUGCAUUGAACCGGAAGGCCUGCCAUUUCUCCUGCAUUGUAUGGAAUGGAAAAACCGAGACGAAGUAGCGGAAAUGUGUAACUUGCUUACCCGUUGGCCGAAAUUAUCCAUUGAGAGAUCGCUGGAAUUGCUAGACUAUGCUUACGCCGACCCGUCAGUGAGAGCAUUUGCAGUAAAUAAUCUUCGAGAUUUACGUGACGAAGAGCUACUGCUCUAUUUACUGCAAUUAGUUCAAGCAAUUAAACACGAAUCUUAUUUAGACUGUGAAUUAGUGGAAUUUUUAAUCACACGUGCAUUACGCAAUCGACGUAUCGGUCAUUAUUUUUUCUGGCAUCUUCGUUCAGAAAUGCAAGUGCCUGCCGUUCAAAUCCGUUUCGGUCUGAUAUUAGAAGCGUACCUUCGAGGGAGUCCUGAGCAUGUACCGAUACUCUUGAAGCAGGUGGAAUGUCUGGAGAAGCUGAAGCAAGGCUCGGAAAUUGCCAAAAAGGCGAGCGGUAGUCGUGAUAAAAUUCGAUCGUUAGUGAAUGACUUUUUAGUGAAGGAGAAGAAUACAAGAGUGUUCGAGAAUGUGCUGAGUCCGCUGAAUCCGAGCUAUCGCUGCAAAACGCUUAAAACGGACAAGUGUAAGGUGAUGGAUUCAAAAAUGCGGCCGUUAUAUAUCACCUUUGAGAACACUGAUAAGAACGGGGAAGACAUUUUCAUAAUUUUCAAAAAUGGUGAUGAUUUGCGACAAGACAUGUUAACCCUUCAAAUGCUGAGAGUCAUGGAUGAAAUAUGGAAAUCUGAAGGAUAUGAUUUUCGGAUGAAUAUUUAUGGCUGUAUCAGCAUGGAAAGAAGAUUGGGCAUGAUUGAAGUUGUAUUAAAUGCGGAAACGAUCGCCAACAUACAAAAGGAAAAGGGAAUGUUCUCAGCAACGUCGCCGUUCAAAAAAGGGUCAUUAUAUAGUUGGCUUAAAGACAAAAAUUCAUCAGAAAAGGAUUUAGAAAAGGCAAUAAACGAAUUCACAUUGAGUUGUGCAGGAUAUUGUGUGGCAACUUAUGUUCUCGGCAUUGCCGAUCGUCAUUCAGAUAACAUUAUGGUAAAGACAAACGGACAGCUUUUCCACAUAGACUUUGGCCAUAUUCUUGGCCACUUUAAGGAAAAAUUCGGUUUACGAAGGGAACGAGUACCCUUCGUCCUUACACAUGAUUUUGUGUAUGUUAUCAACAAAGGGCGCACCGACAGAGAAGCUGCGGAGUUUCAAAAAUUUCAAAAUUUAUGUGAAACGGCAUUUUUAAUAUUACGAAAGCACGGUUGCCUUAUAUUAUCACUAUUUGCCAUGAUGGUGUCAACUGGACUGCCCGAACUAUCAUCUGAGAAAGAUUUAAACUAUCUGAAGGAAACACUGGUACUCGAUUUGCCGGAGGAUAAGGCUAGAGAGCACUUUCGCUCGAAAUUCAGCGAGGCAUUGGCGAAUUCCUGGAAAACAUCGUUGAACUGGGCGUCACAUAAUUUCUCUAAAAACACUAAACAAUAACAUUAAGCGAAAUACUAUAGUUAUUAAUUACUAUUAUUAUAAUAUUAUCAAUUAUGCUAAGAAAAAUGUGGAAAUUUGAUCGAAAACUAGAAUUAUGGCUUCGGAUUUGGAGGGCUGUCUUCCGGUCUCACGAAAUUGUUUUUGUUCUGCGCAUUGAGUUGAGGCCCUCUGAAUUAUAUGAUAAGGAGGUUUAGAGUUUAGGAGUGAAUAUUGAGGGCUUGCAGGCCUGGGAAAUUAUUUAUCUUGCUUGGUAUAAACUAAUUGUUACAAGCUGAGUAUUUAUUAAUAUAGAAACUAAGGUUGAUUUUUCUUUACAUA
Molecule: messenger RNA, 3828 nt
Organism: Hermetia illucens (black soldier fly)
Lineage: Eukaryota; Metazoa; Arthropoda; Insecta; Diptera; Stratiomyidae
Gene: Pi3K92E
Product: phosphatidylinositol 4,5-bisphosphate 3-kinase catalytic subunit delta isoform
Exons: 12
Coding region: 316-3510 (1064 amino acids)
Biological process (GO): phosphatidylinositol-mediated signaling; cell migration; phosphatidylinositol 3-kinase/protein kinase B signal transduction
Cellular component (GO): cytoplasm; plasma membrane; phosphatidylinositol 3-kinase complex
Molecular function (GO): 1-phosphatidylinositol-3-kinase activity; 1-phosphatidylinositol-4-phosphate 3-kinase activity
Source: RefSeq, a predicted model, not a curated record